Messenger RNA from Serpula lacrymans var. lacrymans S7.9, 2656 nucleotides. RefSeq names its product glycoside hydrolase family 3 protein. NCBI's taxonomy places the organism in Eukaryota, Fungi, Basidiomycota, Agaricomycetes, Boletales, Serpulaceae. The transcript is spliced from 12 exons. The coding region runs from base 1 to 2574 and encodes 857 amino acids. Gene Ontology annotation, molecular function: beta-glucosidase activity. Gene Ontology annotation, biological process: glucan catabolic process. The record is from RefSeq and is a predicted model, not a curated record.
AUGUCGCGUUCAUUCCUCGAAACCCCCAUCGACGAGCUUGUUAGCAAGCUAAAGGUCGACGAGAAGAUUGCUCUUUUAGGUGCACCCAAUUGGUGGAACACUAAUGCCAUUCCGCGUCUCAAAAUCCCUGCGCUCAAGAUGAGUGACGGUCCAAAUGGUGUUAGAGGAGCGUCUCAUUUCCUCUCCACUCCCGCGCAGUGCCUUCCCUGCGAGACCUCAAUGGCCUCUACAUUCGACACCGAAUUGAUACACGACGUUGGUGUCUUUCUGGCAGAGGAGGCCAAGCUCAAGGCUUCGGUUAUUCUCCUGGCACCUACUUGCAAUAUACAGCGUACACCUCUCGGUGGUCGAGCCUUCGAGUCCUUUUCAGAAGAUCCCCAUCUUUCAGGUACCCUGACUGCUGCUUAUAUUAAUGGCCUACAGUCAAGAGGCGUUGCUUCAGCAAUCAAACACUUUGUCGCCAAUGACCAAGAGAGCGAACGUACUGCUGCAGAAUCUGUUAUGUCAGACAGAGCUCUUCGUGAGAUUUACUUGUACCCCUUUAUGCUAGCCCAAAAACUUUCGGAGCCAUGGUCUUUCAUGACUGCGUAUGGUCGAUUGCAUGGAGUCCAUUGUUCAGAAAAUCCAGAAUUGCUAGAUGGUAUCCUUCGUAAAGAAUGGGGCUUUGAUGGUAUCAUCAUGAGUGAUUGGUACGUUGCCUUCAGGCAUGGUGUUUACGGCACAGACCAGUCAAUCAACGCUGGCCUCGACCUCGAAAUGCCAGGACCUCCUCGUUGGCGUACAGCCUUCCUCAUCCAGCAUUGUCUCUCGUCGCAAAAACUCAAAAUGCCAACCCUCGACGAGCGUGCUCACAAAAUGCUCACAUUCAUUCAGAAAAUGGCACGAAUCCACCCUGACAUUGUAUUUGGCGAUGGUACCGAGAGGUCGCGUGAUUCGCCAGAGAUGAGGAAGUUUUGUAGGAAGCUUGCGGGUGAUGGGAUGGUGCUCUUGAAGAACACGGGUAAUUUUUUGCCUAUCACCCCUACCAAGGUUAAGAAGAUUGCCGUAAUCGGACCCAAUGCAAAGGGCAACGUGAUCUCUGGAGGUGGUUCUGCUGCUCUCAAGCCAACUUAUGUUGUUACGCCAUGGGAUGGUCUUGUACAGAAUGCUCCAAAAGGGGUUGAUAUUAAGUACGAAUUGGGAUGCUACGCCCACAAGUACCUCCCAACUCUCGAAAGUUAUCUGAAGACUCCCAAAGGCGAAUCGGGAUGGGUUUGCGCGUUUUUUAAACACGAUGCACAAGGAAACCCGACGGAACAAGUCGCUGAAUAUGUUCUUCAGGAUACGAGGAUCAAGUUGAACGAUUUCUUGCCGGCAGGCCUUACACCUACCUGGACGAUAAAGUUAAAGGGCUUAUUAACGAUGGACAAGACAGCUGCAUACGAAUUGGGUCUGACCGUAGCUGGUCGCGCAAAGCUAUGGAUCGACGGCAAACUAACUAUCGAUAACUGGACGAAUCAGCGACCCGGUGAUUUCUUCUAUGGGCAAGGGACUGUUGAGGAGAAAGCUACCGUUAAUCUCAAGGCCGGAAGCCCCGUAGAAUUGUUAGUGGAAUACACUAAUACCGUAGGGGCAAGUAGUGAAGACGACGGAGUCGACAAAGGCAAUUCUCAGCCCGCUCUCAUGCGCGGAGUAAGGAUAGGCGGCGCCGAAAAAAUCGAUCCUGACAAGGCCAUCAAUGACGCUAUUGCUCUCGCAGCUAAAUCCGAUGUGGUGGUGUUCGUUGGAGGUCUUACGCCAGAGUGGGAGAGCGAGGGUUUCGACAGACCUACGUUAGAUAUGCCUGGCAGGCAAAACGAGCUCAUCGCGAAACUCGGUCAAGCGAACCCAAAUACCGUUGUAUGCAUCCAAGCGGGAUCAGCAGUGGCUAUGCCAUGGGUUCAGCAUGUCAAUGGGAUAGUUCAAGCAUGGUACUCUGGCAAUGAGGUUGGCAAUGCUCUUGCUGAUAUCCUCUACGGCGACGUCAACCCAUCCGGGAAAUUGUCGCUUACCCUUCCGGCUUGUAUGGAAGACAUGCCGUCAUAUCUGAACUUGCAAAGUGAAAACGGUCAAAUUCAUUAUCGCGAGGAUCUGUUCGUCGGCUACAAGCAUUAUCAAGCCAGAAAUAUCAAGCCACUUUUCCCAUUUGGAUUUGGCUUGUCGUACACGAAGUUUUUGUUGUCCAACUUGUCUAUUUCAGCUGUCACUUCACAUGACGAGUCUUUCAGCGUGGCGGUUAAUGCUACGAUUGCCAACGUUGGAUCAGUGACAGGUUCUGGCGUCGUGCAGCUCUACAUAACGUUACCAGAUAUUGGAUUGACUACGCCCUCCCUGCAGCUUAAAGGUUUCGCUAAAGCACGAGACCUGGCAGCUGGUACUUCACAGACAGUAAAAAUAUCCCUGGACAAAUACGCCAUAUCGUACUGGAAUACGCCGAAGAAAGCCUGGUACGCAAACGCGGGCGAAUAUCACGUACUUGUGGGCACCAGUAGCGACGAUCUUCCUCUUAAGGGCAGCUUCAAGUUGAAACAGACCUUCUCCUGGAGCGGCUUGUGAAAAAAGUGUUCUGCAUCGAAGCUGAGAGUUGAAAAACGAAUGUAUGAAUAUACUGUACUUGUAGCUACCGCGAAACCAAACG